UAUCUGACAAUCAGAUUCAACGUUUCAAAUAUUUACAACCAUAAAUAUUUAUGUUACAGUUAUAAAUUAUCUUUGCAGUCUUAGCAUUAUUCAGGCAUUUAAUUGUAGGUUUUUACUUUAAGAAGUUCAUUUCUCAUUAAAAAUAGUUCAAAUAAUAGAUUUCAAAAAUGAAGGAAAGAGUAAAAUCGUCAAAAAUAUUUUAUAUUAAUGAUUUUUAUAAUACAAAAAAACUGGAUCAUUCUAAACAACUUCCACCAAUAAAUGUAAUAGGCAUGAGUAAAAUUCAAGCUAAAACGCUGUAUCAAAGAUAUUUUAUAGAUUUUGCAAGUUCGUCGAGUAUUCAUGGCUUUAAUCAUAUGACAGCACCUCGACGACAUCUUGUUGAAAGAUUUCUGGCUGCGAUGUUCAUUAUUGGAGCGUUUAUAAGCUUGAUAUUCUUAUCAUUAACAUUCUGGCAACGCUACCAAGAUUUUUCUACUGUUAUUGUACUAGAUCAUGAAUAUCGACGAUUUACAAUAACUAAACCAGCUAUAGUAGUUUGUCCACUCGUUCCCAUAGAUGAUGGAAAAUUUCCAGAUGUUUUUAAAAAAUACGGCUUAAAAGACACAGACGACAAUCGGUACUUUUUCCAUUUUAUUUCUAAUGCAACGUAUUUUGACUUCAAAGAAACACCCAAAUUUACGAAUGCUGAUCCUACAAAGUGGUUAUCAAUUUUAAAUGAUCUCAAACCUCAUGUUAGCUAUUUUAGUUCCAAUGGAUAUCGGCCUACAUGGAUUGUCACUGAACGAGGUUUUUGUAUGGCGUUUAAUAAUCACGCCAGUUUAUACUCUACUAUAGAAUAUUGGAAAAGUGAUAACUGGACGAUUGAACCUGUAUCUAAAGUUCCAUUUUAUAAUUAUCAAAAUCGAGAAGUAUAUGACACCGUAAAAGUAAUAUCUCACGACGUUACGUUCAGCAUUAACCACCCUAGUGAUGUGAUAACUUUUAAUAAUAAAUUUUACCAAUCAACGCGACGAAUUGUGUCACAAUUAUCACUCUUCGUCAGUGAGAUAAGUAGUUCCGAACAAGUGAGAGAACUAUCAUUAACACAACGAAAAUGCAUGUUUUCCUAUGAAGGAAGACUAAAAAUGUGGCCAAUUUACACUAAAUCAAUGUGUUCUCUUGAAUGCAGAUUCAAUAUGAUAUUAAAAAUAUGCAAUUGUUAUCCGCAUUUUGCUAGACCUAUCCGCGGGAUACCAAUAUGUAAUUUUGAGCAGCUUCAGUGUAUUGGUAAUAAUCAAGAUAAAAUUGUUUUAUUAAAUGAAAUCGACUUGAAAAAAUGUGGCUGCUAUGGAGAUUGUGACACAACACAUUAUGUUGCAGAAUCAUUAUCAACGAUCGAACUAAAAAAAGGAUCACCAUUAGAAACAGUCAUAACGGCUCCAAUUAUCUUUCCUAUGGAUAAAUAUAAACGCGAACAACUAUUUGGGUAUAAUGAUUUCUUAGCUUCCGUUGGAGGAGCAGCAGGACUUUUUUUAGGAGCGAGCGUCAUAUCCUUCGUGGAAAUUUUAUACUUCGCUACGUUACGUUUAUGUUGGUACAAAAAGAAAUUUAAUGGAAAAAAUAAAAAAUAGUUCGCUCAGAUGGUUUGUAUGAAAUGAAAUCAGUCAAUCGUUCAAAAAAUAGUUUUUAUUAUUUCUGAU
Molecule: messenger RNA, 1682 nt
Organism: Microplitis demolitor
Lineage: Eukaryota; Metazoa; Arthropoda; Insecta; Hymenoptera; Braconidae
Product: pickpocket protein 11
Exons: 8
Coding region: 168-1613 (481 amino acids)
Biological process (GO): sodium ion transmembrane transport
Cellular component (GO): membrane
Molecular function (GO): ligand-gated sodium channel activity
Source: RefSeq, a predicted model, not a curated record